Molecule: messenger RNA, 2060 nt
Organism: Cebus imitator (Panamanian white-faced capuchin)
Lineage: Eukaryota; Metazoa; Chordata; Mammalia; Primates; Cebidae
Gene: PLIN3
Product: perilipin 3
Exons: 7
Coding region: 192-1619 (475 amino acids)
Biological process (GO): positive regulation of triglyceride storage; lipid storage
Cellular component (GO): cytosol; lipid droplet
Source: RefSeq, a predicted model, not a curated record
GGGGCGGGCCUGGCGCGGGCAUUUCCUCAAUCUGACUGGUCCUCCGGCCCGUCACUCCCGGGCGCCCCCUCCCACCCCACCACGCGGUAAAAGCCAGCCCCGCCCCGGCUCGGACGGUUUCCAGGCUGGUCUUGGAGUCGAGGCCGCUGUGCCUGGGACGUCCCGCUGACCGCGCGUCUGCUGCAGAGACCAUGUCUGCCAACGGGGCGGAGGCUGAUGCCAGCACCCAGGUGACAGCGGGAGAACCGGUACAGCAGCCGAGUGUGGUGGACCGCGUGGCCAACAUGCCCCUCAUCAGCUCCACCUGCGACAUGGUGUCCGCGGCCUAUGCCUCCACCAAGGACAGCCACCCGCAUGUCAAGACCGUCUGCGACGCGGCAGAGAAGGGAGUGCGGAGCCUCACGGCGGCCGCUGUGAGCGGGGCUCAGCCGAUCCUCUCCAAGCUGGAGCCACAGAUUGCAUCAGCCAGCGAAUUAGCCCACAGGGGGCUGGACAAGUUGGAGGAGAACCUCCCCAUCCUGCAGCAGCCCCCGGAGAAGGUCCUGGCGGACACCAAGGAGCUUGUGACGUCCAAGGUGUCGGGGGCCCGAGAGAUGGUGGCCAGCGCCAAGGACACAGUGAGCACCCGAGUGUCGGAGGCGGUGGGUGCCACCUGUGGUGCUGUGCAGAGCGGCGUGGACAAGACCAAGUCCGUAGUGACCGGCGGGGUCCAGUCGGUCAUGGGCUCCCGUGUGGGCCAGAUGGUGCUGAGUGGGGUCGACACAGUGCUGGGGAAGUCAGAGGAGUGGGUAGACAACCACCUGCCUCUCACGGACGCCGAGCUGGCCCGCCUCGCCACGUCCCUGGAUGGCUUCGACAUCGCGUCCGUGCAGCAGCAGCGGCAGGAACAGAGCUACUUCGUGCGUCUGGGCUCCCUGUCAGAGAGGCUGCGGCAGCACGCCUACGAGCACUCGCUGGGCAAGCUUCGGGCCACCAGGCAGAGGGCACAGGAGGCCCUGCAGCAGCUGUCGCAGGCCCUAAGCCUGGUGAGGCUCCCGGGUCUUCACCCCACAGCACACACCCGUCGGGAGCUCACUGGCCUGCUGCUCACCCCUCUGCAGGCUGGCGGGGCCGUUCCUGCUUGCUCCUGGCACUGUCUCUGGUUGGUUGGACACCCCUAUGCUCAGGCUGCUGCCACAUACUGGGGCUGGGCACAGUGGCUCAUACCUUUUUUUACUCCAAUCGCCUUUGCUGAAACACGUGGUCCUGAUUGGCGUUCCCAUCUCCCUUCUCAGCAGGUGGAGUCCCGGGCUCUCACCAUGUUCCGGGACAUCGCCCAGCAGCUCCAGGCCACGUGCACCUCCCUGGGGUCCAGCAUCCAGGGCCUCCCCAGCAAUGUGAAGGACCAGGUGCAGCAGGCCCGCCGCCAGAUGGAGGAGCUCCAAGCCACCUUCUCCAGCAUCCACUCCUUCCAGGACCUGUCCAGCAGCAUCCUGGCCCAGAGCCGUGAGCGCGUGGCCAGCGCCCGCGAGGCCCUGGACCACAUGGUGGAAUACGUGGCCCAGAAUACACCUGUCACGUGGCUCGUGGGGCCCUUUGCCCCCGGAAUCACUGAGAAAGCCCCAGAGGAGAAGAAAUAGGGGGAGGGGAGAGGACUCGGGGGCCCCGUCUCCGUGCUGCAGCUCUGGAGUCCUCAAUCCGGGGCCCAUUUCAAACCGAUUUUCUUAGCCCCUCCUCCCAGCUCUUCUGUGCUGUCAGUUGGGAAGCGAAGGCUCUCAAAACUGGUCCAUCACCGCGCUGACCAAUCCCUCACCCCCUCUGAGCUUGGAAGAAGCAUAUUCUGAGCCUCAGCCUAUCAGUCAGUAGAAAGAGAUUUCCAGAAAAAUAUUUUCCAGGAAGGUUGCCCCCCAACCAGAAUUUUGUUUUUCCUUGUUAAAAACUGGGGAUAUAGGCCGGGUGCGGUGGCUCAAGCCUGUAAUCCCAGCACUUUGGGAGGCCGAGGCGGGUAGAUCACAAGGUCAAGAGAUCGAGACCAUCCUGGUCAACAUGGUGAAACCCCGUCUCUGCUAAAAAUACAAAAA